AUGACAGCAAAAAGCUUUAUUAUUAAAUCUGCAAUAGGUAUUUUAGUUAUUCUUGUUUUCACGUUAUUUUUUCACCAUUCGAGGCCUCAGAUCAAAGUACCUUUUACUCCCACAGAAAAUGAUAUUUUUGAUGUUGAAAAUCCAUUUUUUCUGAAAAAUGAGACAUCAGUAAAAUGCUACAUAAUAGGAGAAUGUAGUAAAUGCCCAGAUUUACUGACAACAUCGCCAUGUAAUAAAGAUCCUCGAUAUCGCCUAAAUAUACAUUGUACAUAUGACAAGAUACCAGAAAAUAUAUCAGAUAUACCUAUUCUUCCUUCCUGGGUUGCGUGUAUUCCAUCAGCAACGCAUGAAACUGUACAUUUUUUUAUGGUGCAAGCAUUUCUUGUGGUAACAAGUGCUUUGUCUAUAUUCGUUAUUAUGUGGAGACGAAAUUUUUCACAGGAAUGA
Molecule: messenger RNA, 447 nt
Organism: Pneumocystis jirovecii RU7
Lineage: Eukaryota; Fungi; Ascomycota; Pneumocystomycetes; Pneumocystales; Pneumocystaceae
Exons: 3
Coding region: 1-447 (148 amino acids)
Source: RefSeq, a predicted model, not a curated record